UCUCUCUCUCUCUCUCUCUCUCUGUUCAUCAGUAAAGCAGCAGCUGAGCUCUUUACUCAUUGAACUUGAAAACCUGCUGGAAACGCUUUCACCGGAGCUGCUGCUGCUGAUAACCGACAAACAUGUUCUGCAGACGGGCAUGGCAGAGAGUCGGGCCGCUGGCACGGAAGGCUUUCAAACCGGCAUCCACAAACACGACUCCAGUACGACACAUGGCCUUUGGGGUCCCUGGAGGCUCCAACAACAUGACAUAUUUUGUUUUGUGUGGAGGAGGCCUCACUGCUGCAGUCGUCUAUGCCUACAAGACAGUCAACGGUGAUACUGAGGACAAACUCGCCAACACAGGCUCAGCGGCAAAAGCUCCUGCAGCCGAAGCAGCACCAGAGGCAGCAGCUCCUGCAGCUGAACCUGCUCCAGUGGAGGAAGCUGCACCAGUCGUCGAGGUCGCUGUCGAGUCUGUCGCUGCUGCUGUAGAACCAGUAGCAGAAACCGCCGCCGAACCUGUCGCCGAGGCUGCAUCUGAAGAAGCUCCCGCUGUGGCUGUCGAAGCUGUUGUCGCCGAGCCUGCAGCCGAGCCUGCAGCCACAGAAGAAGCCGCUGCUCCUGCGGCAGCCGUGGAAGCUGCACCUGAAGCCGCUGUGGAAGUCCCUGCUGCUGUGGAAGUCGCUGCCGCUGUGGAGGCACCAGCAGAAGCCCCAACAGCAGAGAGCACUGAGUCUAUGCCAGAUCUGCUCACAGCUGUGAAGAUCUUGGCCAGCUCUCCAGUUGAGAUCGCAGCCGCUUCAGUUGGUGAGACAAGUCUGGUGACAGCUGUCCGACAAAUUGAAAGUGAAGAAAAAGGAGUGGAGUCCACACAGGAGGUGUUGGAACCAGAAGCUCUGGAGGCAACUCCAGAGGUGACAGCUAAAGAGGCAUCAGAGGAGCCAGCUGCUGUAGAAAGCGAAGAGGAGCUGAAGUCUGCAGAGCCUGAGGAGGUGCCUGGAAAUGAUGAAGCAUCGGCUCCAGCUGCAGAAGAAGCGAUAACAGAGGAGACAUCUGCUCCUGCUGCUGCAGAGGAGGAGGAAGCUGCUGCUGCUUCUUCUGAGGAAACUGCUGCAGGCCCCACAGUGGAGGAGGCUGAGGCUGAAGGUCAGGAACUACAGGCAGAAACUGCUCCUGAAGAUGCUGCUCCCACUGAGGAAGCUCCUUCUGUUGCGGAGGUCACCAUUACUGCUGAAGCUGCUCCAGUGGAUGAAACAUCAGCACAGGAGGAAGCAGCUGGUGAAACAUCAGCACAGGAGGAAGCAGCUGGUGAAACAUCACCACAGGAGGAAGCAGCUGGUGAAACAUCACCACAGGAGGAAGCAGUUGGUGAAACAUCAGCAGAGGAGGUAGGAGCUGGUGAAACAUCAGCAGAGGAGGUAGCAGCUGGUGAAACAUCAGCAGAAGAAGCUCCGGCAGAGGAAGCAGUCAUUGGCGUGACUCAGCUGGCAGCAGCCUCUACUGGCCCGGACCUGGAGGUUCUUUCAGCUGCAGAGCCAGAAUCUCCAGCGCAUGAGGAGGAACAUUGCCACUCCUGCCACUCUGCUCCAGCAGCAGCAGCAGAGGAGGUGGCGCCAUCUGCUGCUUUGGGAGAGAAGCUGGUCACUGAGGGAGCUCUGGAUAUUACACUUGAAGUCAAUGAGGCCACAUCACUGGUGGAGGGACAAGAGCCACAGGUGUCUAGCUGGACUGUAAAAAGCUGCUCAGUGAUGUAAUAUUGCAGUUUAGAAGGGACGAUGGCGGUGGCGACAGCCCAGUCGUGACAGCGUGCCUUCCAUAACACUCUUCCUAUCUGUCGAUCAAACCAGGAUGACUGAUGGAAAACACAGGAAAGGAGUAGCUGCAGAUUAACUAUCUAAUGUGCCCUUUCUGAAGCGUUACCACAGAGUUCUGUUUUACUUGUGCAGUCAGUGUUAGCAUGUGUGAAAUGAUUCCAGUGAUUGUCCUCUAGGUGCUGCUGCUGCCAAACCUUUCGUGACCAGCUGAGGUUCUUGCAGUCUGCAGCGGAGUGGAAGUGAUUUGCUGUUGCUGUAAUUUUGUGAUAGGCUGCACACAAGAGAUUAGGUGGGGCUGCACCUACUGUGUAUGUCAUUUACCUGCUUGUGUCAGAUGAGAUUAUAGCCAAGAGAUGUACUUUUUGUCACUUUUUCCUGUAAUACAAGUGCAGGUGCAAAUAUGAGUAUCUUGAAGUACUUCAGAGCAUUACACUUUUAAAAUGUUGCUCAUUUAAAAUGGAUGCAUUUCUAGAUUUUAAAAAAAAAAUCCCAAAAUCCAAAUGAAAAUGUUACACUAAGGUUUUUAAAGCUGAUGUAUGUAAUAGCAAGUCCAGAUUUGGUGCAUGUAUCUUCCUUUUUGAGGUGUUGUUGUUUGAAUUUUACCCUGUACAAUAAAAGAUUUCUAAAUCACAUUUAAGCUCAAACUAAGAUAAAUUCGUUUGAUUGUACUGAACAGCAAUGCUUCCACUUAUCUAAAAGUUGUACAAGGACACAAAUGAUUUACUGUUAAAUGCGGGAAUGAAAAAGUUAUCAGUGCAAUGAAUUCCUGCUGUCAUUGCCGGCUCUCUAUUUUGAUACCAUUAAUUACUGUAUUCAGCAGAACUAUACUAGAAACCAAAACUAAACAAUAUCAAUAAAGUUUAUAUCCACACAUAUGCAAACAUUUGUGUAGAUACAAAUAUUUCCACUUAUAUACAUACAUACUGAGGAAGACAGUGAGAGAAGAUAGAUGUAGAUGUAGAAGCAGAUGGAUACAUUGUUUCAAAUACAGUUGCAUGUGUAUUGUAUAAAUGCCCAUAUAUGCUAUUAAAUUAUGAAUAUAUAGUGUUUAUUUAGUAAAUUGUAAUACAAGCAAAGUCUCUGUUGAUAACGAGCUCAUCUUUUAAAUAAAGUGAUGUGGAAACAAUUAAA
Messenger RNA from Amphiprion ocellaris (clown anemonefish), 2927 nucleotides. RefSeq names its product mitochondria localized glutamic acid rich protein b (gene mgarpb). The coding region runs from base 123 to 1736 and encodes 537 amino acids. The record is from RefSeq and is a predicted model, not a curated record. Lineage: Eukaryota; Metazoa; Chordata; Actinopteri; Pomacentridae. The transcript is spliced from 7 exons.